AUGACGACGCUCCUCCAAACCGGCCUUCGAUCCUCAUGGAACGCCACCACACGCGCAUGCCUGACCUCAUCCUCUAAAUGCUCGCUCCCGCAGUCAAGGAUCGCCAACGCUCUCAGGACACAACAGCAUACUAAGCCUUCGUCACUGUCAGCCCGUCGUGGGUUGGCAACAGACCACUCCAAGAAACCCUUUGCCUCUGGCGGUGCACUUGCCCAGCAUACCGAAAAGAAGCAAUGGAAGGAUCUUUCUACCUCCGAGAAGGUUGCGACGGCGACAAAGACUACAACCAACUACACAGUCAUCGGCGCAGGAGUCGUGCUCGUCAGCAUCAUUGGAUACGCGAUCGUUUCUGAACUCUUCGGAUCCAACAGCGACACCCACGUCUUUGGCGACGCAUUGGAAAGAGUCCGCAACAACGAAAAGCUCAAGGAUAUCAUUGGAUCCCCCAUGAUGGGUCACGGUGAACCCUCCAACUCUAAACGCCGCAGGAAUCGUCGCAUCCAUUCGCAGGUGGUUCUGGAUGCUGAGGGCAAAGAACAUCUGUUGAUGCGCUUCUAUGUCGAGGGUCCCGAUAACGAGGGAAUAGCUCAUCUGGAGAUGGUCAAGGACCAGCGCAACAAGUGGGAGUACAAGUACCUUUUUGUCGAUAUUCCAGGUGGCUUCCGCCCAGCAGAGCGUAUCUUUGUUGAGUACAACAAGUUUGCAGGACACCCUCAGAUCGAGGACAAGUAG
This is a messenger RNA of Linnemannia hyalina, 732 nucleotides long. The record is from the annotation of a GenBank genome assembly. NCBI's taxonomy places the organism in Eukaryota, Fungi, Mortierellomycota, Mortierellomycetes, Mortierellales, Mortierellaceae.